GAACAGCACCACAGAACAGCCUCUCUCUCUCUCUCUUCUUCUUCUUCUUCUUCUUCCUUGGCUGAAACCAUGGAGAAGCGCCAGCUCAAUCAGGAAAAAACUGAAGGUUUCAUGUUGCUUCCUAGUCUGUCUCCAAACUUGUUCGAUGGACCAUUGAUUUGUGCUGAGGAAGUCAGUAACACUGAGAGGGAGCUCACUGACAUGUCAGAGGAAGAAGUAGAUCUCAUUUACAGGAUGCAUAGGCUUGUUGGUGACAGAUGGGAGCUGAUAGCUGGUAGAAUUCCCGGCCGCACUCCGGAGGAGAUCAAACGGUUUUGGAAGAUGAAGAACGAUCCAUGUUUUGCUGAGAAGGGGCUGAAGAGAAAGAGAGCUGUACAAGGAACUGUUGCUCAAGUGCAGAACCACAAGUGAUUACUGUGAGCUCCAAAUUCAAAUCAUGACAAGAAAAAGCCAGCAAGAUUUGAGGCAACGAUGAUUAAUUAAAGACAGAUCCUGCCAUUUUGUUUCAAGUUCUGUCACACCAGUGAGGUUACUACUGCUGACAAUGUGAAGAACUGAGAAGACUACAAGUAGAAGAACUUUAGAGAUUCAUCACAAUUGUUGAAGAUGCAAUUAUUGAUAGCUUUCUUGAUUCUGAUAAUGGGCAUACAAAAUGGUAGGUAUUGACCAAAAUCUUAUAGUCUUCUAAUGAAAUCUGUGUUGAAAUA
Messenger RNA from Musa acuminata subsp. malaccensis (wild Malaysian banana), 707 nucleotides. RefSeq names its product transcription factor CPC-like. Gene Ontology annotation, biological process: regulation of DNA-templated transcription; cell differentiation. Gene Ontology annotation, cellular component: nucleus. NCBI's taxonomy places the organism in Eukaryota, Viridiplantae, Streptophyta, Magnoliopsida, Zingiberales, Musaceae. The record is from RefSeq and is a predicted model, not a curated record. Gene Ontology annotation, molecular function: transcription cis-regulatory region binding.